Molecule: messenger RNA, 724 nt
Organism: Spodoptera litura
Lineage: Eukaryota; Metazoa; Arthropoda; Insecta; Lepidoptera; Noctuidae
Gene: Trs33
Product: trafficking protein particle complex subunit Trs33
Biological process (GO): endoplasmic reticulum to Golgi vesicle-mediated transport; regulation of GTPase activity
Cellular component (GO): TRAPP complex; trans-Golgi network; cis-Golgi network
Source: RefSeq, a predicted model, not a curated record
UCAAACGUCAACUAGUCAACGCAAAACAUUGAUAAGUACCCGAAAAAUCAGAUAAAUAGUUUGUCUGUUGUUUGAUUUUAAUAAAACAACUCAGACUAGUUACAACUUUAGCUUUGAAGACAUUGUUCAUUUCAUUAUUGUAUUGUAUGGAAAGUCCCCAGUGAGCUGCUAAAAGCAAUAGCAAUGGCCGACGAUAUUGUGUUUGAAUUAUUGCAUUCCGAAAUAAUAAAUUACGCUUUAGAUCAAUCAAAGGAUAAUACCAAUGAUAAAAAGGAGGUGGACCUGUCUGUCGUUGAGUAUAUUGGAUUUGCUGCAGGAUAUAAAAUAAUGGAAAGACUAACCAGAGAGUGGCCCAGAUUCAAGGAUGAACUGGAUACAAUGAAGUUCAUUUGCACAGAUUUUUGGACAUGUAUUUAUAAAAAACAAAUUGAUAAUUUAAGAACUAAUCAUCAAGGAGUUUAUGUACUACAAGAUAAUGCAUUCAGGUUCCUUACUAACUUUUCUAAUGGACAUCAGUAUCUAGAGUUUGCGCCGAGAUAUGUUGCAUACACCUGUGGAUUGAUCCGAGGAGGUUUGGCUAAUUUGUGCAUAAACAGUGUGGUCACAGCAGAAGUCCAGUCCAUGCCAUCUUGUAAAUUUCAUAUACAUGUCCAAAGAACUUAAAUAUAUUGUUAAAAAUGUUGGAUAUAUUUAUAUUACUAUGAAAUAAAAAAUAUUUAAUCGU